This is a messenger RNA of Carlito syrichta (Philippine tarsier), 2195 nucleotides long. It is a transcript of the gene ALOX15, whose product is annotated as arachidonate 15-lipoxygenase. NCBI's taxonomy places the organism in Eukaryota, Metazoa, Chordata, Mammalia, Primates, Tarsiidae. The coding region runs from base 92 to 2083 and encodes 663 amino acids. The transcript has 15 exons. Gene Ontology annotation, biological process: linoleic acid metabolic process; lipid oxidation. The record is from RefSeq and is a predicted model, not a curated record. Gene Ontology annotation, molecular function: arachidonate 15-lipoxygenase activity; protein binding; iron ion binding. Gene Ontology annotation, cellular component: cytosol; plasma membrane.
AGGCAACAGGAAAGCAGAGGCUUUUACGCUCGAGAGAAACGAGUCCCAGAGCCUGGCGCAGGCAAGAAAGCGCCAAACGUCCUUGGGCAAGAUGGGUCUCUACCGCGUCCGCGUGUCCACCGGGUCCUCGCUCUAUGCGGGCUCCAACAACCAGGUGCAGCUGUGGCUGGUUGGCCAGCACGGCGAGGCGGCUCUCGGGAUGCGAAUGCGGCCGGCGCGGGGCAAGGAGUCAGAAUUCAAAGUGGACGUGCAGGAGUACCUGGGGCAGCUGCUGUUUGUGAAGCUGCGCAAACGGCGCCUCCUUCAGGAUGACGCCUGGUUCUGUAACUGGAUCUCCGUGCGGGGCCCUGGGGACAGCGGGGACGAGUUCAGGUUCCCUUGUUACCGCUGGGUGGAGGGCGACGGCGUCCUGGCCCUGCCGGAAGGCACUGGCCGCACGGUGGUCGACGACCCUCAAGGUCUGUUCAAGAAGUACAGGGAAGAGGAGCUGGAAGAGAGAAGGAAGCUAUAUCGGUGGGGUAACUGGAAGGAUGGAUUAAUCCUGAAUGUGUCUGGGACCAAAUUAGCUGAUCUCCCUGUAGAUGAGCGAUUUCUGGAGGACAAGAGAAUUGACUUUGAGGCCUCACUGGCCAAGGGGCUGGCAGACCUUGCUAUCAAAGACUCUUUAAAUGUUCUCACUUGCUGGAAUGAUCUGGAUGACUUCAACCGGAUUUUCUGGUGUGGCCAGAGCAAACUGGCUGAGCGAGUGCGAGACUCCUGGAAGGAGGAUGCCUUAUUUGGCUACCAGUUUCUCAAUGGCAGCAACCCCAUGCUGCUGAGGCGCUCUACUUGCCUUCCUGGCCGCUUGGUGUUCCCUCCAGGGAUGGAGGAACUGCAGGCUCAACUGGAAAAGGAGCUGAAGGGAGGCACGCUGUUUGAAGCGGACUUCUCCCUGCUGAAUGGGAUCAAGGCUAAUGUCAUCUUGUGUAGCCAGCAGCACCUGGCUGCCCCUCUGGUCAUGCUGAAGCUGCAGCCUGAUGGGAAACUCUUGCCCAUGGUCAUCCAGCUCCAACUGCCGAGCCCAGGAUCCCCACCACCUCCGCUUUUCCUGCCCACGGAUCCCCCAAUGGUCUGGCUUCUGGCCAAAUGCUGGGUCCGUAGCUCUGACUUCCAGCUUCAUGAGCUCCAGUCUCAUCUGUUGAGGGGUCACUUGAUGGCUGAGGUCUUUGCUGUGGCUACCAUGAGGUGCCUUCCAUCGAUACAUCCUAUCUUCAAGCUUGUAAUUCCUCAUCUGCGAUACACCAUGGAAAUUAACAUCCGGGCCAGGACGGGGCUGGUCUCCGACUUCGGAGUUUUCGACCAGGUGGUGAGCACAGGUGGUGGAGGCCAUGUGGAGCUGCUCAAGCGAGCUGGAGCCUUUCUAACCUAUAGCUCAUUCUGUCCCCCUGAUGACUUGGCUGACCGGGGACUCCUGGGAGUCAAGUCUUCCUACUAUGCCCAAGAUGCGCUGCAGCUCUGGAAAAUCAUCUAUCGGUAUGUGGAGGGAAUUGUGAAUCUCCACUACGAGACAGACGCAGCUGUGAAAGAUGACCCUGAACUGCAGACCUGGUGUAGAGAGAUCACUGAAAUUGGGCUGCUAGGGGCCCAGGACCGAGGGUUUCCUGUCUCUUUACUGUCUCGGGACCAGGCUUGUCACUUUGUCACCAUGUGCAUCUUCACCUGCACUGGUCAACACUCCUCCAUCCACCUGGGCCAGCUGGAUUGGUAUUCUUGGGUCCCUAAUGCACCCUGCACAAUGCGGCUGCCCCCGCCAACCACCAAGGAUGCAACGCUGGAGACCGUGAUGGCAACACUGCCCAACUUUCAUCAGGCUUCUCUCCAGAUGUCCAUCACUUGGCAGCUAGGCCGACGCCAGCCCAUUAUGGUGGCUCUGGGCCAGCAUGAGGAGGAGUAUUUUUCGGGGCCGGGGCCUAAGGCUGUGCUGAAGAAGUUCAGGGAGGAGCUGGCUGCCCUGGAUAAGGAAAUCGAGAUCCGGAAUGCAAAGUUGGACCUGCCCUACGAGUACCUGCGGCCCAGCCUGGUGGAAAACAGUGUGGCCAUAUGAGUGUUGCCAGCCUUUGUUUGUUUCAGAUAUCCUCCACCCGAGCUGCAACCCCACCCCUUGGUGGUUUUAGUCUUGCCCUCCAACCCCUGUCAUCUUUUCAUGUCCCACUCUC